CUCCGCAGCUCAUCAGGGGCCUGAUAAUGACAGGAUGGCGGAGGCAGGGGGACCGGAGUCCACUACGGCCCGGUGUCCGGACGAGUCAUCGGACAGCGAGCCUGAACAGGAGCCCGGAUCUCCACAGAAACUCAUUCGGAAAGUAUCCACGUCCGGUCAGAUCCGCAGCAAGACCGUUUUGAAGGAAGGGACGCUUAUGAAACAGACCAGCUCCUUUCAGCGCUGGAAGAGACGAUACUUCAAGCUAAGAGGAAGGACUCUGUACUACGCUCAGACCAGUAAGUCGAUCAUCUUUGACGAGGUGGACCUGACGGACGCCAGCGUGGCCGAAUCCAGCACCAAGAACGUCAACAACAGCUUCACUGUGAUCACCCCCUGCAGACGCCUCAUUCUGUGUGCUGACAACAGGAAGGAGAUGGAGGAAUGGAUGGCAGCGCUGCGCAGCGUCCAGAACAGACAGAACUAUGAGGUCAGGCUUGUUUACCCACCAGCAAACAACAGCUGUGCCCUAGUUUGUUCAGCUCACCGUGUCUCCGUCUCCCAGUCCACGCAGUACAGCAUGGAUCACUUCAGCGGGAUGCACAACUGGUACGCCUGCUCCCACGCCAGACCCACAUACUGCAACGUGUGUAGAGAGGCUCUGUCAGGAGUCACAUCCCACGGCCUGUCCUGUGAAGUGUGUAAGUUUAAGGCUCAUAAGCGCUGCGCGGUCCGAGCCACCAACAACUGUAAGUGGACAACUCUGGCUUCUAUCGGGAAGGACAUCAUCGAGGAUGAGAACGGGGUGUCCAUGCCUCAUCAGUGGCUGGAGGGGAAUCUUCCCGUCUCAGCUAAGUGUAGCGUCUGUGAUAAGACGUGCGGCAGCGUCCUCCGGCUGCAGGACUGGAGGUGUCUGUGGUGUAAAGCCAUGGUUCACUCAGGCUGCAAGGAGCAGUUGUCGUCCAAGUGUCCUCUGGGUCAGUGUAAAGUGUCCGUCAUUCCUCCAACGGCACUCAACAGCAUCGAUUCAGAUGGGUUCUGGAAGGCGUCCUGUCCUCCGUCCUGCACCAGUCCUCUGCUGGUUUUUGUAAACUCGAAAAGUGGAGACAAUCAGGGCGUGAAGUUCCUGCGCCGUUUCAAACAGCUGCUGAACCCGGCGCAGGUGUUUGACCUGAUGAACGGAGGACCUCACCUGGGUCUGCGACUUUUCCAGAAGUUUGACACGUUCCGGAUCCUGGUUUGUGGAGGAGACGGCAGCGUCGGGUGGGUUCUUUCUGAGAUCGAUGCCCUGACGCUUCACAAACAGGUACCAAAUUGUCAGCUGGGCGUUCUUCCUCUCGGAACCGGGAACGACCUGGCUCGGGUUCUGGGCUGGGGCUCGGCCUGCGACGACGACACGCAGCUUCCUCAGAUACUGGAGAAACUAGAGAGAGCUAGCACCAAGAUGCUGGACAGAUGGAGCAUAAUGGUCUAUGAGACAAAGUUUCCACGGCAACACUCCGCCUCCACUGUCACAGAGGACUGCAGUGAUGACUCUGAGGUCCAGCAGAUUCUAACCUAUGAGGACUCGGUCGCUGCUCACCUCACAAAGAUCCUGACCUCAGACCAGCAUUCAGUCGUCAUCUCCUCAGCCAAAGUUCUGUGCGAGACCGUGAAGGACUUUGUGGCCCGUGUUGGUAAAGCGUAUGAGAAGAACACGGAGAAUUCAGAGGAGUCUGAGGCCAUGGCCAAGAAGUGCGGCAUUCUGAAGGAGAAACUCGACUCACUGCUGAAGACUCUGAACGAGGAGUCUCAGGCCUCAUCGCUGCUCCCUCCCGCUCCUCCGCCUACCAUCGCUGAGGAACAGGAGGAGCUGGAGGUGGCCGGUCUGCCUCCUCCGCUUCAUCCCGCCCCUCCUUCGCACCCCACCUGUUCGCCGCGUACAACACCCCCUCCAUCCACAGCAGCCGCUAUUUUCAAACCUCGGGAGCAGCUGAUGUUGAGAGCCAACAGCCUGAAGAAGGCGAUCCGACAAAUUAUCGAGCACACGGAGAAAGCUGUGGACGAGCAGAACGCUCAGACCCAGCAGCCGCAGCACAUGUUCUCCGUGGGUCCGGCUGAGCAGCAGGUGGGUCUGGUGGAAGAAGAGGAUGAGGAAGAGUGUGACGAGGAUAAGACGUCCCUGCAGUCGUCUUUUAGUGCCAAGCUGCGUAGCAGCCGCAGAGUCAGCAAGACGCCGUGUGAAAAACUGAUCCAAAAAGCCAUCCUGCCACUGGGGAGCUCCGCUUCACUUCCUGCCCACACAGGAUGCAGAGACAACAUGCCAAUGCUUAAUACAAAGAUCUUGUAUCCAGGCUCUCUGACGAGCAGCUCGGUCAUCAGUCGGCUGCUGGUCAACGCCGACCCGUUCAGCUGCGACGCCGACAACAUGGACUGCUACACAGAGAAGUGCGUCAUGAACAACUACUUUGGCAUCGGGCUGGAUGCUAAGAUCACCCUGGACUUUAACAACAAAAGAGACGAGCACCCAGAAAAAUGCAGGAGCCGUACCAAGAACCUGAUGUGGUACGGUGUGUUGGGAACCAAAGAGCUGCUGCACAGAACCUACAAGAACCUGGAACAGAGAGUCCUGCUGGAAUGUGACGGGCGGUCCAUCCCCCUCCCCAGUCUGCAAGGAAUCGCCGUGCUCAACAUCCCAAGUUACGCAGGAGGAACCAACUUCUGGGGCGGAACCAAGGAGGACGAUACCUUCACUGCGCCAUCAUUCGAUGAUAAGAUCCUGGAGGUGGUUGCCGUGUUCGGCAGCAUGCAGAUGGCCGUAUCAAGAGUCAUCAACCUGCAGCACCACCGCAUUGCCCAGUGUCGAACAGUGAAGAUCACCAUCCUUGGGGACGAAGGUGUUCCAGUCCAGGUGGACGGGGAGGCCUGGAUUCAACCUCCCGGAUACAUUCAGAUCAUACACAAGAACCGGACCCAGACCUUGACCAGAGACCGGGCCUUUGAGAACACCCUGAAGUCCUGGGAGGACAAACAGAAAUGUGAGUUCCCUCAGCCCCAGCCCUCCCUGCCCCCCCAGCCAGAGAACGUCUCUGAGGAGGAGGCCUUGCUGGUCAGUGAGUUUGGCCGGGCAGCUGGAGCCCUCAUCCACAGUAUCCGGGAGGUGGCCCAGUUCCAUCACAGCAUGGAACAGGAACUGGCUCACGCUGUUAACGCCAGCUCCAAAGCCAUGGAUGUGGUCUACGCUAAGAGCUCCGAGGCUCUCAGCUGCAGCUCUGUGGUUAAUAUGGUCAGCGACGUCAAGGCUUUGCUCAGCGAGACCGAAUUGCUCCUGGCUGGAAAGAUGUCCAUGCAGUUGGACCCUCCUCAGCAGGACCAGCUAAAUGCAGCUCUGGGUUCUGUGGCUCAGGAGCUCCGUCGGCUAUCUGAUGUCCCCUGGUUGUGUCCCGUCAUCGACCCAUCGGACCCGGAGGGUCUUCUGGUGGAUUUCUCCAAACGGAGUCAAAGUGGAAAAUUUCGUCUCGUCUCAAAGUUCAAGAAGGACAAAAACAACAAGAACAAAGAGAUGUGCGCCACCCUGUCCCUGCCAGUUCACCAGUGGGGGACCGAGGAAGUGGGGGCUUGGUUGGACUUCCUCUGUCUUUCUGAGUAUAAGGACAUUUUUACUGGUCAUGAUGUCCGUGGAGCUGAGCUGAUCCACCUGGAGAGGAGGGACCUGAAGGACCUUGGAGUGACGAAGGUCGGCCACAUGAAGAGGAUCCUACAGGCCAUCAAGGAGCUUACGAGGAACAGCAGCGCCAGCGAGGCCUAACUACCUCCAGGAACUGCUGCCUGCUGUCCUUCUACCUCUGCUGCCUUUCUCCACCGCCCAGAAACCAGGCCCAAAACCCCAGGUCUAGAACCGGUGCUCAGCAAAAUGGAAACCAGCAUUUCACAGGAACCAGCCGGUUCUCCCCGAAAGAAAAGGACCAAUCAAAUGAUCCACUAGUGCCUUUACAUUCCAACCAGAACCAACCGGCCCAACUCAGAGCCUGCAGCCGGCCCGGUUCUCAGUGAAAAAUCUCCAGAUCAGAACCAUCUAAUCUAUUCUAAUCAGAUCAAUCUGUUCCAUCUCUGACCAUCUCCUUAGAAUCAGUUUCUGAACAGUCAGAAGCUGUUUUUUCUUCUGAGUGCUAAAGACUGUCAACUGAUCCGGUUCUGAUCCGCUUUGCUGGGCUGUAAUUCCUUGGUUGAAUCCUUAAGUAAUCCUGAAGAACAUGAACUCCUUGUGUUGCGUUCAGGUUCUGAUGGAUUUCUGAACGAGCUGCUCACAGGUUUACUAUCUGAAGUAAAUAAAACUCCUGAAAGUGUGUUUGGAGACCAAACAGAACCACAGACUGGGUCUGAACUCUGUUUAUAUUUUCUUAUGAACGACUUUUAGAUGGUGGAGAUUUUUCACAGACUGAACCAGAACCCUGACCGGGUUCUAGCUGGGCCAGGCCAGCUGCAGCUCUAUGAGCCAAAUUCUGGACUGGAGUGAGCUGGAACCAAACCACGGUGAUGCUCCAUUAUCACUCGGAUCCCGCUCUGGUUUACCCUCUACGGAACAUCGUAACCCAGCUGAUUCUUUAGAACCUCCUUCCGUUUCAUCUUUUGGACCAGGAUCCAGCAGAACCCUUUAAACAAGAG
Molecule: messenger RNA, 4623 nt
Organism: Cyprinodon tularosa
Lineage: Eukaryota; Metazoa; Chordata; Actinopteri; Cyprinodontiformes; Cyprinodontidae
Product: diacylglycerol kinase delta-like
Exons: 30
Coding region: 35-3766 (1243 amino acids)
Biological process (GO): diacylglycerol metabolic process; intracellular signal transduction; lipid phosphorylation
Molecular function (GO): protein heterodimerization activity; ATP-dependent diacylglycerol kinase activity; protein homodimerization activity
Source: RefSeq, a predicted model, not a curated record